Molecule: messenger RNA, 783 nt
Organism: Penicillium griseofulvum
Lineage: Eukaryota; Fungi; Ascomycota; Eurotiomycetes; Eurotiales; Aspergillaceae
Exons: 2
Coding region: 1-783 (260 amino acids)
Source: RefSeq, a predicted model, not a curated record
AUGGGAGUCGGUGGGGCUAUCCUCCGCUUUUUUAAUCUUGGACUGCGUGUUUUGCAGUUCCUUGAUGCUGCCGUAAUUCUCGGCAUUUUCUCCUACUUCUUGGCUGUCUUGACCAGGAAUGACCAAACCAUUGAGACAUGGAUCAAGGCCGUCGAAGGUUUAGCAGGCGCAGCAACCGCCUAUAGUCUGCUAGGAGUCAUUUUCACCUGUUGUUUAGGCGGUGUUGCCUUCUUUGCAUUCCUGGGCGUAGCCCUGGAUGUAUGCUUUGUGGGCGCGAUGGUCGCUAUCGCCAUCCUUACCCGCGAUGGUGUUGGCCAAUGUACCGGAACAGUCGACACACCAAUGGGCACCGGCAACGCCAACGAUGAUACUGCUUCCAAGGGGCUAAAAUUCAGCAUGGCCUGCAAAUUGGAAAAGGUCGUUUUCGCCGUGGCAAUUAUCGGAAUCUUCUUCUAUUUGAUCUCGAUCGUAUUCCAAGUCCUUCUUGCCCGCCACCACAAGCGAGAGAAGCGUUUCGGUCCCUCUCCCAGCAACGGCUACACCAGCGGUAGCCGCAAGGCAUUCUGGCGCCGUAACAAGAACAACCCCGAGGCCCCCGCCGCCGGCGCCGAUGCCCUUCCCGGUCACCCAACCCCCCAUGACCUCGAGAUGGAUGGCGAGCCUAAGCCAGACAGCCGCUGGUUCAGCUCAUGGGGCAGAAACAAGAACACCAAUGUCCCGACUGCUGCUCCAGCUGCCGGGAGCUAUGGUUAUGGAAACUCGGCAUACACUGGCAACAUCUAG